This is a messenger RNA of Piliocolobus tephrosceles (Ugandan red Colobus), 1083 nucleotides long. Its product is annotated as zinc finger protein 723-like. The transcript is spliced from 6 exons. Gene Ontology annotation, molecular function: DNA-binding transcription factor activity, RNA polymerase II-specific; RNA polymerase II cis-regulatory region sequence-specific DNA binding. Gene Ontology annotation, biological process: regulation of DNA-templated transcription. The record is from RefSeq and is a predicted model, not a curated record. NCBI's taxonomy places the organism in Eukaryota, Metazoa, Chordata, Mammalia, Primates, Cercopithecidae. The coding region runs from base 1 to 1083 and encodes 360 amino acids.
AUGGCGGUUGCGCGGACGGCCGGCCCCGGGGCGUCCUGUCUCUUCCUUGGGACAGAAAUAGGUGGACUUUUUCAGCAGGUCUUGGUACUUCUGCCUGUGAGUGUGGUGGUAGCAAGUAAACAGAUGGGACCAUUGACAUUCACGGAUGUGGCCAUAAAAUUUUCUCUGGAAGAGUGGCAAUUAUUGGACACUGUACAGCAGAAUUUAUAUAGGAAUGUGAUGUUAGAGAACUACAGAAACCUGGUCUUCCUGGAUUUAAUCACCUGUCUGGAGCAAGGAAAAAAGCCCUGGAAUAUGAAGAAACAUGAGAUGGUGGCCAAACCCCCAGUUGUGUGUUCUCAUUUUGCCCAAGACCUAUGGCCACAGCAGGGCAUAAAAGAUUCUUUCCAAAAAGUAAUACUGAAAAGAUAUGGAAAAUAUGAACAUGACAAUUUACAAUUAAGGAAAGGCUGUGAAAGUGUGGAUGAGUGUAAGAUGCGCCAACGAGGUUAUGAUGAACUUAACCAAUGUUUGACAAAAACCCCAAGCAAAAUAUUUCAGUGUGAUAAUUAUGUGAAAGUCUUUCAUAAAUUUUCAAGUUCAAAUAGCCAUAAGACAAGACAUACUGGAAAUAAUUCUUUCAAAUGUAAAGAAUGUGGCAAAUUAUUUAGCAUGCUUUCACACCUAACUCAACAUGAAAGACAUCAUACUAGUGUGAAUUGUUACAAAUGUGAAGAAUGUGGCAAAGCCUGCAACUGGUCCUCAGCCCUUACUCGACAUAAGAGAAUUCAUACUGGAGAGAAACCCUACAAAUGUGAAGAAUGUGGCAAAACUUUUACUCUGUCCUCAAGCCUUAUUCAACAUAAGAGAAUUCAUACUGGAGAGAAACCCUACAAAUGUGAAGAAUGUGGCAAAACUUUUACUCUGUCCUCAAGCCUUAUUCAACAUAAGAGAGUUCAUACUGGAGAGAAACCCUACAAAUGUGAAGAAUGUGGCAAAGCCUUCAGUCAGUCCUCACACCUUACUAGACAUAAGGUAAUUCACACUGGAGAGAAACCCUACAAAUGUGAAGAAUGUGGCAAAACCUUUAACCAAUACACAUAA